This is a messenger RNA of Actinia tenebrosa (Australian red waratah sea anemone), 2234 nucleotides long. Its product is annotated as RNA N(6)-adenosine-methyltransferase METTL16. Gene Ontology annotation, molecular function: 23S rRNA (adenine(1618)-N(6))-methyltransferase activity. Gene Ontology annotation, biological process: rRNA base methylation. The record is from RefSeq and is a predicted model, not a curated record. Gene Ontology annotation, cellular component: nucleus. NCBI's taxonomy places the organism in Eukaryota, Metazoa, Cnidaria, Anthozoa, Actiniaria, Actiniidae.
UUACACUAAAAACGUCAACGAGAUAUUUUGAGCUUAAAUUUUUAACCAAAACUUGAAAGAAAGACUAUAUAUAGCUAUAGAAAUGCAUCCCAGAAGCAUUUAUAAAGACAAUCCUCCUGAUUUUAAGGAGCUGGCUAUUAAAUAUCCGUUUUUUAGGCAAUAUUGUCGUGAAAAUACAAGCGGAGCUGUGAUCAUUGACUUCAAAGACCCUGCUGCUUUGAGAGCUUUGACGUGUGCUUUGCUGGAAAAUGAUUUUGGUUUAGAGAUUGAAAUUCCUUUGGAUCGGCUCAUUCCUACGGUACCACUACGACUGAAUUAUAUCCUCUGGGUGGAAGACUUGGUUGGGUGUCUGCCUGGUAGAGACACACAAACAGAUGUCAUUGGUGUAGACAUUGGUACUGGUUCAUCCUGUAUUUAUCCUCUUCUUGGUGCUAAAUUAAAUGACUGGAAAUUCCUUGCUACUGAAGUAGAUGAAUCAUCUCUGAAAUAUGCCGAGAAUAACAUCAAGCAAAAUGGACUAACAGACAAAAUAACAGUCCAACAAGUCAGUCCUGGCAGUUACUUACACAAGCCUCUGGCAGAUGCCAAUCAUCAACAAGUGACGUUCUGCAUGUGUAACCCUCCUUUUUUCUCCAGCGAAGACGAGGCUGCUUUUGGUUCAGCCAGGACAGACAAACGUGCCCUCCCGGUGUCUGUCAAUACUGGUAGCAAAACAGAGACUGUCACUAGUGGGGGUGAGGUGGAAUUUGUUAAACAAAUCAUUGAUGAUAGUUUACAACUGCAGGAAAAAGUCAGUUGGUACACAACUAUGGUUGGUAAAAAGACAAGCAUGAAGUCUGUUUUGGCAUACUUACAAGAGAGAAAAGUACCCAAUGUAACCACCACUACAUUCAAUCAGGGGAAAACCACUAGAUGGGGCGUGGCCUGGACAUUCUUACAAAACAUUUCUGUUGGUGCAGUUAGUCCUCCACCAGCAAAACGACCCAGAAAACAAAGCAAACCAUUAUCAUUCAUUGUCCCUGAUGAAUGUGCUGUACUGAAGUGUGAUGAUGGGGAUCCCAUAUUUGAACAAGUAAUCAAGCUUAUCAAAGCUAUUCUUAUGGAUUUAAAGAUCGUUAUUGAGGAACACCAAUCACAUGAGAAAGUCUGUUCCUAUCGAURUUCAGCUAGUCAAAUCACCUGGACUCAUCAAAGGAAAAAACGACGACAACUUCAAAGACUUGCAAACACUGCUUCAUUGAAUAAAAACAAGCUAAAAGAUGAGGAAAAUCAGGAAAUAAAAUCUGAUAGAAAAAGUACGCAAAAUCUGAUAGAAAAUGUUUGCAGUUCUGGAACAUCACAUGAAAUGAAAACAGCAUUUGAGAAUGAUGAGCAAAGCAGGAAUUCUUCCGAAUCAAUUAAAAGUACUGACAACAGCAACUUAAAUCAAAUAAUUUUAUCUAGGAACCAAAGGAACUUUGAUGAACAAGGAUUAGAGAAUGAAAAAGGAGAUAAUUUACAAUCUGAUGAUACCGAUUCUGGUGAUGCUAUGAAGACCUCUUUAUGCUCAUUUUGGGUUCGUUUAUUAAGAACAAAUGCCGAGGCAAAGGAGCAGAACAUAGUGGAGGUUGAAUGUAUACAAGCAAACAACAAGAAUGAUGUGUAUCAGUUGUAUCAAUAUUUACAAAACAAAAUUCUCAAAGGAAAAUAGUCAUUCAUGCAAUUUAUGAUAAUAAUUACGUAAUAAGUGAAUUGAAGGCAUCUUGGAUGGUUCAGGAAAGCAAAAUAACUGUAAACAAGUGUAUAAUAACGUAUUUGAAUAAUAUUUUUUUUAAAACAUACAUAAAAAUGAAAACUUUAAUCUUACAAUAAUUAUUACAAGCAAACACCUCAGAAAUGCAGUAAAAAUUAAAAAUAAUUAACAUGAAUAUAAAAUUAUUAUCAUCACUGGAUUUUUUUCUUACAUUACUUCUUACUUAUCAUUAAUUAGAUUUAUCUUGUAAUGAACAAGGAGCUUGCGAGUUGGAAUGGAGAGAGAAAUAUAUUCCUAGAGGCCUGGGUCUAUAUGUUAAUGAGUUGUAUAUAAGCUGUGCCAAGGUAUUAUGUAAUCAGUGUGGUCCAAGCUCAGUUGUAAUUAUAUAGUACAGUAUUAUUUAUAGUUUUCAUACAAUUGCACAUGUUCAUUACCACUGUAGUUAAGUCUACUCUAUGAUUAAAGGUGUGGAUUUUGAAGCCUGGACCCAUCUAGGCAAUUA